Molecule: messenger RNA, 5631 nt
Organism: Parnassius mnemosyne (clouded apollo)
Lineage: Eukaryota; Metazoa; Arthropoda; Insecta; Lepidoptera; Papilionidae
Source: the annotation of a GenBank genome assembly
GAUCCUUAUUUAGCACACAACCGUUGACGCUACGGAAAGUAAGUUCCUGCGAAUUACUUAUAAGUUUUUACAGAAUUAACAAUAAUAAUGAUUCGACUAGCAUUGAUAUUAGUUGUGUUUGCUUUGUUUGGAGUUUUUGGAGACGCUAGACAUAUAUAUGUACCAGAAUCCCUAAACCUUGAUGCGGACCUCACCAAUAUGGAGCCAAAAGUAGAUGCCGAAAAAUUUUCAACCGAUAUGAUGCGCAAUAAUAUAAAGCCCAAUAAUGGUUUCGUCCCAAUGAAUAAUAUUAUAUUUUUCAAGACAUAUCCUCGUUGCGGAAAUGGAUUCAAAAGAGACGUAUUAGGAGUAUGUCGAGAGGUUUGGGACUAAGUAGAGAUUACAAAUAUUAUGAUUUAAUAUGCUUACUUUGAAACCAAAUGUGAUAUUAAUUUAAGACUAGAUUAAGACUUAUUGUAUUUUUUUAAUGUUUAGUUAAAUAAAUAAUUAUUAUUAAUUUAAUAUUAGAUUUUAUCGACUAAGUUUAUUGAUAUGUACAUAUGUGUGUAUUGUAUUAUUUGACAAACGGCGUCGUCUGUGAAGUCCGCUGGUUGUUUAUUACUCAUGUGCUGGUGGCGAAUUUUGUGCCUAAUUUAUAUAGGUGAAUGUAAUGACCAAGGCUUCGGCCGCACCACAACUAACUGUGUUUGAUACUACUUGAUUGGUGAUUUCGUGUUUAAAACAAAGUUAACGAAAGUUAUAGUUACCAAUUACCGGUCUAAUUCUGCGGUUAGACUACAUACGAUAAUAAAUAGUGAACGGCGGCGUCCGAAUCGUCACGGGCACGGGUUUCAUGGAUUAUAUACAAAAUGACGUGGCACCUUACAAUUUGGCGUUUGUAAACAGACGAUUCUGUUUGUACAAUAGCGGACUAUACAGAUAAUGUUAUGUAUAUCUAACGUGACCAUUUACUAUUUUUGUCAAAGCGGGACGUCUCUUGCGGAAUUAUGGUAAAUAAAAGUUUUUGGUGGUUUACAAGUUUUUUUUUUAAUUAUAGAAUGUAAUAACAAUAAUAAAAAAUAAUCAAUGCACUUAUUACAAAAUAAUUAAGUAGGUUGCAUGAGUUACUAAGCCAUAGUAGUGGCGUGAGUAUUUUUGUAUUUGUCGGCUGAACAAAUUAGUUUUAAAAUAUCCGGGCCGGUUUUUAGGUAAAUAUAGAACUCAGUACAGGAUUAAUUUAUAUUUAUUUUUGUAAUUAUAGUGACUUUCACUACUACGACAUUUAACUGAGUUUUGUCACUGGUCCAUAUUUUGUUCAUUAGAGAAAUAACUCUCUACCGGCGCAUUACUUCCUGACAUACAUCAUGUACUCAAUAAUUAUACAAAAGUUUUUUUUUUUUUUUUUUUUUUUUUAUAGGAGAGGGGGCAAACGAGCAUGCGGCUCACCUGAUGGUAAGUGACUACCGCCGCCCAUGAACAACCGCAACACCAGGAGAAUUGCAGAUGCGUUGCCGGCCUUUUAAAAAGGAGUAGGCUCUUUUCUUGAAGGUCCCUAAGUCGUAUCGGUCCGGAAAAAUCGCUGGUGGUAAACAAUUCCACAAGGAAGUUGUGCGAGGAAGAAAACAUCUUCUAAAUCGCACAGUGGUGGACCGCCAAUCAUCCAGAUGGUGUGGAUGGUAUCGGGAGUUCUGCCGCGAUGUGCGUUCGUGAAAUUUGGCGGCUGGGAUUAAUCCGAACAAUUCCUCAGAGCACUCCCCAUGGUAAAUGCGAAAGAAAAUGCUAAGAGAUGCAACAUCUCUUCGCAGUGCCAAUGAGUCGAGCCGAUCGGAAAGGACUCGGUCGUCGACGAUUCGAGCCGCUCUGCGCUGGAUGCGGUCAAGUGGAAGAAGCUGGCACUGGGGAGCCCCAGCCCAGAGAUGGGAACAGUAUUCCAUGUGAGGCCGAACCUGCGCCUUGUAAAGUUGCAGGCGUUGAGCCGGCAUGAAAUACUGUCCCGCUCUGCUGAGCACGCCAAGCUUUUUAGAGGCCAAUUUGGCCUUCUCUUCCAAGUGACCACGAAACUGCACGCUACUCGAUAUGUCGACGCCAAGGAUUCCGAUACUGGCUGAGGCAACAAGGGGAGUACCUUGAAACUGAGGAGAUACGACAAAGGGGUUCUUUUUAGCGGUAAACGCGCAAACUUGUGUCUUCUGAGGAUUAAACUGGACUAGAUUUAGUCGCCCCCAAUCCGAGACUUUGUCCAGCAAAGACUCGACUUCAGACACAAGUUUGUUCCGGUACUCGGUGACGUUUUCCCGAGAAAUAUUGGCACGGCCGGUGUAUAGAGCAUCACCAGUGCUGUCAUCCGCAUAGCAAUGAAUGCUACCAGCUUGCAACAUAUCAUUGAUAUGCAGAAGAAACAGCGUUGGUGAUAGCACGCAGCCUUGUGGAACACCAGCGUUAAUAGGCUUGUAGUCGGAGCAUGCACCGUCUACAACGACCUUGAUGCUCCGAUCUGCAAGAAAGCUGGUGAUCCAAUUGCAUAAUUUCUCGGGAAGCCCAUAGGAAGGGAGCUUCGAAAGAAGCGCUUUGUGCCAAACCCGAUCGAAGGCCUUCGCAAUGUCCAAACUAACGGCCAAUGCCUCCCCCUUGGACUCUACUGCCAACGCCCAUCUAUGAGUUAAGUAGACCAGAAGAUCACCAGCUGAUCGACCCCGACGAAAACCGUACUGGCGAUCACUAAUCAGCUGGUGAUCCUCAAGGUACCGCAUGAGGUGGCAGUUUACAACGGAUUCCAUUAUUUUGGAGAACAAGGGGGUGAUGGCGAUAGGCCUGUAGUUGGACGGAUCUGAGCGGUCGCCUUUUUUAGGGAUCGGGUGGACAAAAGCUGUCUUCCAUGAUUUCGGGACUACGCCUAGGGAGUAGGAGUACCGGAAAAGACGCGUUAGAACCGGUGCCAACUCCGGAGCACACGUCCUCAGCACAAUUGGGGGGAUUCCGUCAGGCCCACUCGACUUGUGGAUGUCAAGGGAGAGGAGUGCUCUGCGAACCGAGCGCUCUGAGAAUCGCACAUCCGGCAUGGAGCACUCACACCGCGGGAUGGUCGGCGGUGUGUUCCCCCCGUCAUCAACAGUCGAGUUGGACGCAAAAAGGGAGCCUAAAAGGUCGGCCUUCUCUUUUGCGUCGUGGGCCAGUGAGUCGUCCUCCCUGUGCAGAGAUGGUAGUGAUGGCUUACAGAAAUUCCCUUGGACAGCCUUGGCGAGAGACCAGAAUGCACGGGUUCCCGAAGGAAGGCGAACUAGUUUCUCGCCAAUUCUGCCUAUGUGCUCUGACUUUGCCUUGGCAAUAACUCUUUUGAAGGACCUGGAGGCGAAGUUAUACUUCUUUUUGAGUGUGCUGGUGUUUACAUCCCGAGUCACCGAAGCCGCAGCCCAGGCUUGAUAACACUCCUGCUUACUGCGUAAUGCAGUCUUACAGGAGCGACCAAACCAAGGCUGAGAUCUGCCUCCGAUGGGUACCACAGAUGAUGGAAUAAAUAGUUCCAUUCCCUGUAGCACUACAUCAGUGACAGAGUCAGCAACAGCGCUGGGAUCAUCCGGCGAGAAGCAAACCCGCCCCCAUGGGUAGGAAGCAAAGAAAGACCGCAUUCCGUCCCAAUCCGCCGAUCUGUAAUGCCAAACACGGCGGCAACCUGCAGAACGCAACCGCGAAGGGAGCGUGAGUGGCACCACACUCCGGAUCAGACAAUGGUCCGAAGAGCCAAGAGGGGCAUCGACGGAAACCUGAUAUCCGUCCGGAUGAGAGGUCAGCAGAAGGUCCAACAGGGAAGGUGUAUGAUCCUCAACACCUGGAAUCCGCGUAGGCGAUGUAACCAGUUGUGUCAGACCAUAUGCCAAGGCAAAGUCAUAAACAGAUCUCCCCGCAUGAUCGGUUAAACGUGAACCGAGCCAUUCGGCGUGGUGGGCGUUAAAAUCGCCAAGGAUCACGAUCUCUGCGGAUGGGACCUGUUGUAGCAAGGAAUCUGUAGCCAUUUGGACGUGGUCGAUGAGUCGGUCUGUUUCGGCAUUACCGCUAUGGGACCUAUAGAGGCACACGUAGACGCGCGGAUGGUCGUCGCUGUCUACGCGUAGCCAAAGGAUGGACAGGUCCGAACCUUCAAGACUGCCGAGGCGUCGAGAACAGAUGUCCGCUCUGACAUACACGCAAACUCCAGCCCGAGGCACAAAGGAGUGCUCCAAUUUGUACCCCGGGUAGGAGAGAUACGAAGUAUCAGCCGGAGAGGACACCUGCGUCUCGGUCAGAAAGAGCAAGGCCGGCUUCGCCGUCUCAAGAUGGUAGUGGACGGCGUUUAGGUUCGAGUGAAGUCCCCUGAUGUUGCAGAAAUUCACGGAUAGCGUGGCAGGGGUCGCCUUGGUCUUGUUGCUCAGUUUGCCCCGAGCAGUUAUUGUGUUGAGCGGAAUUUUGCCCCCCCCAGAAUACGCGGGGCAGCCUGAGCACCCACGCUCAGGAGUGGAAUAGCAUGGUCGUGGAUGCUCAGCGAGGGAUUCUCCAGGGGUACUGGUACCCUCCUGGGGUAGUUUUUGACGUAAUUCCGCUACCAUGUUGAUGGGGGGGGGGGGGGAAUUGGGCAUCCGGUCACCUGCACUCACCAGACGAAACGCGGAAGCAGAGCUUCCACUUCACGCCGGUAUUCUGUGAGGUCGUGGUACUAACCCGGCUCGAGCCGGCCCAUACGUGCAACAGCAAAAGCUGCUGCAAGGCUCUACCACCGUUAAAAAGUUCGUCAAGUGAAGAUAGUUGACACAGAAGUGCUGGAAUAAUACAACCCAACGGUCUUCAACAGCAAUAUUCUCAUUAUUCCAGCCAGUGAUUUUUUCAUCUGUGGCAAAGUUGGAAAUAAGCGAAAAUUCGUCAAAGACUUUCGUAUCUUUGUUGCUGCUAAUAAACUCUUGCGUGAUCAGCAAAUCCAUUACUUUUUGUACCUCAUCCCAAGUAGGUGCUUUUUUUAAAUUUGCCCAUUGAAACAAUUGUAGUUCUAUGUUGAAUUGACACAACUGCUCCAAGUAUUCUUUGCUUGUCCUAUAAAACUCAGCUGCUGCAGUUUUAACAUUCUACUGGUCAACAGCAAUUUCAGUUUCUUGUAAUUUUACAAGUACAUUACGGAUGGUGAGAGGAAGGACAAUCGUGCUCUCUUUGAGUGCCAGGUUAUCUUAGAGACGAUUAAUUUCCUUCGCAGACUCUAUUGCAGACACGUUUUGCCCCUCAAUUUUUAACACAGCUUUAUGAAAUGUCGCUGCUGGUGCAUGCACGAAAUAUAACCACAACUCUGAUCUGGGAAUUUCGAAAACCAUUUUUAAAAUUUUUGGGAAUUUGUCGAUACUUAGAAAAUAGCUUUUUAAAGGCUGAAACAUUUUUAGAACACUCUCAAGCGCGGGCAUUAACGCAAGCCACCUUGUUUUAUUGUUGCCCAGCAGUUUGUGAUAAUGUCAGUUGAAUCACAAAACUCUUUCAAACAUUUGACUCGAACGCAUUAUAGAUUUAUAUUAUAAAAGAAUGAAGUGUUAGGUCUGUUUGCGAAAGCGGGACCAUUUUGCCCUCGCUGGGGACAGCAGGACGUAUGGUCAUGUUAUGUAUAUCUAGCAUGAUAUGGUAAAUAUAUUUUAAUGAUGACAU